Molecule: messenger RNA, 2841 nt
Organism: Theileria parva strain Muguga
Lineage: Eukaryota; Apicomplexa; Aconoidasida; Piroplasmida; Theileriidae
Product: Hsp90 family protein
Exons: 4
Coding region: 74-2815 (913 amino acids)
Biological process (GO): protein stabilization; protein folding; cellular response to heat
Cellular component (GO): plasma membrane; cytosol; protein-containing complex
Molecular function (GO): ATP-dependent protein folding chaperone; ATP hydrolysis activity; ATP binding
Source: RefSeq, a predicted model, not a curated record
AAUGGAUUAAAUUUGCCUUUGAUGAUUAUUUUAAAUAAUGAUACACACCAUAUGUCUUAAUGGAUUAUAAAUUAUGAAUCCUCAAUUGGGUUUUAGAAGCAACUAUCGCACCAACUUAGUGAACUUAAGUCAUUCUGCAUUUUUGUGUCUAAUAUUUUUUUCAUUUAUCACAUUUUGUUAUUCAUGGACUGGAAGACUUACUCAUACAUCGCAAUUAAACCCGUAUACAAACUAUAAAAAUAAUCCACCGCCAUCUUCCAUAAAGAAUCACCAUGAAUUUCAAACAAAUGCAUUUGAAGAUUUAACAAAUAAGGUUUCGGGGCUGAAAAAUGUCCUACAACAGAAAUUCGGGCUCUCUAACGAGCUCAGCACUAUGGACAAUCCCCAGGUGUCCGCGUAUGAAGGAGAUCCGUCUACACCGAAGGCACCUCAGGAGCCUCCUGAAGUAAGUCUGUCGGGUGAGCAGACAUACCCAUUUCAAGCAGAAGUCAGUAGAGUUAUGGACAUAAUAGUGAAUUCUCUGUAUACAGAUAGGGAUAUUUUCCUAAGAGAGCUUGUCUCAAACUCAGCAGACGCAUUGGACAAAAGAAGAUUAAAGGCUGACCCGGAAGAGAAAAUACCAAAAGAAGCAUUUGGAGGUAUUAGAAUAAUGCCAAACAAGGAUUUGAGUACACUAACAAUUGAGGAUGACGGUAUAGGAAUGACUGCGGAGGAACUAAAAACGAACCUAGGAACAAUAGCAGAGUCAGGAACAGCCAAAUUUUUACAGCAGAUUGACACAACAGGAGAAAAUAACCUAAUAGGACAGUUUGGAGUCGGAUUUUACUCGUCAUACUUGGUAUCAAAUAAGGUAGAAGUAUUCUCAAGAGCAUACGGACAAGAAGCUGGACCGGUGUACAGAUGGAAGUCGGACAGUAAUGGAACAUACACGAUAGGAAGAGUAGAAAACCAAGAGUUGAAUGACAAAUUUAUGAAAAGCGGAACAAGAAUAGUGUUGCACCUAAAGCCCGAAUGCGAUGAUUAUUUGGAAGAUUAUAAACUGAAAGAACUCCUAAGGAAAUAUUCAGAGUUUAUCCGUUUCCCAAUACAAGUGUGGGUUGAGAGAAUAGAAUAUGAAAGGGUACCAGACGACGCAACAAUAGUGGAUGGGAAACCAGGAAGAUAUAAGACUGUGACUAAGAAAAGAAAUGAAUGGGAAGUGGUCAAUACACAGUUACCGAUUUGGAGAAGAGAUCAAUCAACCAUAAAGCCAGAAGAUUAUAUAUCAUUUUAUAAAUCAACUUUCAAGGCUUAUGAAGAUCCACUGAGUUAUAUACACUUUAAAGUUGAAGGACAAGUGGAGUUCACAUGUCUACUCUUCGUUCCAGGAACACUGCCAUGGGAGCUUAGCAGGAACAUGUUUGACGACGAGUCGAGAGGAAUAAGACUCUACGUGAAGAGAGUGUUCAUCAACGAUAAGUUCUCAGAGUCCAUACCAAGAUGGCUUACAUUCGUAAGAGGUGUAGUGGAUUCAGAUGAACUCUCACUUAACGUUGGAAGGGAGUAUUUGCAGAGGUCAAAGGCUCUAACAGUGAUAAACAAAAGAAUAGCGAGCAAGGCGAUAGAUAUGCUGAAGAAUCUAAGAAAUAACAAAGUCAGGUUUGAAAAGUUCUCUGAAAACUUCGGAAAGUACAUUAAAAUAGGAGUAGUGGAAGAUAGAGAUAACCAGCAAGAAUUGGCAUCAUUAACAACAUUUAAGAGCACAAAGGAAAAAUCAACAACGUUGGAUGACUACAUACAGAGAAUGAAGAAAGACCAGCCAGCAAUAUACUAUAUAUCAGCGGAUAGUGAACAGUCAGCACAAAAUUCACCAUCACUAGAAAAGUUUAAUCAGCUGGAUUAUGAAGUACUGUACUCCUUGGAGCCAGUAGACGAGUUCUGUCUUUCAUCACUCAUGGCAACCAAAUACAAGGGAAUAAUGAUACAAGAUGUAAAUAAACACGAUGUCAAGAUUGGAGAGAACCAAACACUUUCAGAAACGAGUAAAACUGAAGGAACAACAACAGAAACUCCACAAGGAGAUUUUGAAAUGCUUUGUAACUGGAUAAAAACGACAUUUCCAGAUAGAGUACAGGAAGUGAAGGUUAGUAAUAGACUGGUUGAAUCGCCAGCACUGCUGGUGCAGACAGACUUCGGACUCUCGCCAAGUAUGCAGAAGUAUAUGAGACAGCAAGCAACGAGCGUGGGAAUGAACGAAACUGAGAUGUUUGGAACAUCAUUGGUGUCAAAACCAGUACUUGAAAUCAACGCACAACAUCCAAUAAUAGUAAACCUCGAAAAAAUGCUCAAAGUUGAUGCACUCAGAGACAGAAUGAAGGAAAUAGCAGCUCAACUACUAGAUGUGGUCUCAAUCCAAGGAGGAUACUCAAUAGAAGACCCAAGUUCCUUCGCAAAAGGAAUAAUCAAAUUAAUGCAAAAUGAAGCAAAACAUUACUUAACGAAUCCAAGUGAAAAAACGCCAGAAACAAAUGAAACACUGAGUGAAUUCGCUGCAUCAAAACCAAGUGAAAGCUGUUUAUUGAAUUCUAAUACUGGAUCUAGUGUAACUGAUUCACCCAAGGAACCAGUAUCUAAAGUUACGGAUACAACGAUGUCGAGCAAUAAGGAGAAUGAAAAGGUGGAACAGAUCACUAAAGAAGAAGCACAAGAAGUUUCAAAUACUCUAAAAGAUAAUGAAAUGGGUUUAAAAGUUGCAAAAGAGGAAUUCGAAGGAGGAUCCGAACUAGUUAGAAGCCCGUCAGGCCCCGUAGAAACCCACACCCUCAACCUUGUAUAAUAGGAAUUUUUAAUCGAAUGUGUUAU